Molecule: messenger RNA, 3141 nt
Organism: Populus nigra (black poplar)
Lineage: Eukaryota; Viridiplantae; Streptophyta; Magnoliopsida; Malpighiales; Salicaceae
Exons: 17
Coding region: 270-2771 (833 amino acids)
Cellular component (GO): mitochondrial outer membrane
Molecular function (GO): ATP binding; ATP hydrolysis activity
Source: RefSeq, a predicted model, not a curated record
UCCCCUCUUCAAAAACUCAUACCCCAUCCCCGAGGCUCUUCCCUGAAAAAGCGGGAACUCCCUUGCAACCACCUGGCUCUCUAAACAGCCGCCCCCACUCACCACCACAACAGCCGCCGCACCAUUCCCAUAGUCUCAUAAACUUCUUAAGGCAAGAUUUGCGUGUCGUGAGAUCCACUCCUUUCGUUCCUCAGUUUUAGGUGCAAUAAAAACUGAAAUAUUUUUAGAAGAAAACAGAGUAGCGGUUAAGAAGAGUCGCUUAAAUCGUUAUGGAGCAGAAGCACAUAGUGUUAUCGGCGUUGAGUGUAGGAGUAGGGGUGGGGGUGGGAAUAGGAUUGGCGUCAGGAAAAACAGUGAGUAAAUGGAGAGGAGACGCAUCCGACGGUAUAAAUUCGGAGACGAUGGAGCAAGAAUUGCUUAGGCAAGUUAUUGAUGGAAGAGAUAGCGGCGUCACCUUUGAUCAAUUCCCUUACUACCUCAGUGAGCAGACCCGGGUAUUACUAACAAGCGCUGCCUAUUUCCACUUGAAGCAUGCUGAAGCUUCCAAGUAUACGAGGAACCUUUCACCAGCAAGUCGGGCCAUUUUGCUUUCAGGACCUGCAGAGCCUUAUCAACAAAUGCUGGCCAAGGCUUUGGCACAUUACUUUGAAGCCAAAUUGCUGCUGUUAGAUGCGACCGACUUUUCUCUUAAGAUACAGAGCAAAUACGGUGCAAACAAAGAAUCUUUGUUCAAAAGAUCCAAUUCAGAGACAACACUAGAGCGAUUGUCUGGUUUCCUUGGAUCAUUUUCGAUUCUUCCACAAAAAGAGGAGCCCAUGCGCUCACUGCAUAGGCAAUCUAGUGGUGUGGAUAUUCCAUCAAGGGGGCUAGACAGUUCUUAUAAUCCUCGGAAGCUAAGAAGAAAUUCCUCUGCUGCAGCUAAUCUAAGCAAUGAAAUUACACAGAGUAGUCCUGCAAAUACAGCUCCUUUGAAGCGUACAAGCAGCUGGUCUUUUGAUGAGAAGCUUCUUAUACAGUCUCUUUACAAGGUUCUGGUUCAUGUGUCUAAAACUAGUCCCAUUGUGUUGUACCUGAGGGAUGCAGAGAAGAUCUUAUUCAGAUCAAAGAGGACGUACAAUUUGUUUCAGAAGAUGUUCAAUAAACUGUCUGGAUCGGUACUGAUCCUUGGUUCACGAGUUUUAGAUCUGAGUAAUGACUCCAGAGAGGUCGACGAGGGGCUUACUGCUCUUUUCCCAUACAACAUUGAAAUCAAGCCUCCUGGAGACGAAACUCAUCUUGUCAGCUGGAAAAAUAAGCUAGAGGAGGAUAUGAAGAUGAUCCAAGUUCGCGAUAAUAGAAAUCACAUCAUGGAAGUACUUUCAGCGAAUGAUCUGGAUUGUGAUGAUCUGGAUUCAGUCUGUGUGGCAGACACAAUGGCUCUCAGUAAUUACAUAGAAGAGAUUGUGGUGUCUGCAAUUUCUUACCAUUUAAUGAACAAAUAUCCUGAAUACAGAAAUGGAAAACUUGUCGUGUCAUCCGAAAGUUUAUCGCAUGGAUUGAGUAUAUUCCAGGAGAGCAAGUCCAUGGGCAAAGAUUCAUUGAAAGUGGAAGCUCAGGCAGAAACAUCCAAGGAAGCAGGAGGGAAUGAGACUGUUGCUGUGAAACCAGAAACAAAAGCUGAAGGUGUAAAUCCAGAAAAUAAAAGUGAAGUAGAGAAAAAGGCUUCAGGGGUUAAGGCAGUUGGUGAAAAUUCCUUACCAGCAUCAAAAGCUCCGGAAGUUCCUCCUGACAAUGAAUUUGAAAAACGCAUAAGGCCAGAGGUGAUACCUCCGAAUGAGAUUAAUGUAACUUUUUCCGACAUUGGUGCCUUGGAAGAGACCAAAGAAUCGCUUCAGGAACUAGUGAUGCUUCCUCUUCGUAGACCAGACCUCUUUAAAGGAGGACUGCUAAAGCCUUGCAGGGGAAUUUUGCUGUUUGGCCCUCCUGGAACUGGGAAGACAAUGCUUGCAAAAGCUAUUGCUAAAGAAGCUGGAGCCAGCUUCAUCAAUGUAUCUAUGUCAACCAUUACUUCCAAAUGGUUUGGUGAAGAUGAGAAGAAUGUCCGAGCUUUGUUCACACUGGCAGCAAAGGUUUCCCCAACUAUUAUAUUUGUAGAUGAGGUUGAUAGCAUGCUUGGGCAGAGAAGUAGAGCUGGGGAGCAUGAAGCGAUGAGGAAGAUAAAGAAUGAGUUCAUGACUCAUUGGGAUGGGCUUUUGACAAAUCAGGGUGAGCGCAUACUUGUGCUCGCUGCCACCAACCGGCCAUUUGACCUUGAUGAAGCAAUUAUUAGGCGUUUUGAGCGGAGAAUUAUGGUGGGGCUUCCUUCUGCGGAGCACAGGGAAAGGAUUUUGAAAACUCUCUUGGGAAAAGAAAAGAUGGAAGGACUAGAUUUUAAGGAGCUUGCUACUAUGACAGAAGGAUAUUCAGGAAGCGAUCUUAAGAACUUGUGCACUACAGCUGCCUAUCGGCCUGUCAGGGAGUUGAUACAACAAGAAAGAUUAAAGGAUUUGGUGAAAAAACAAAGAGCUGAAGCAGCAAAAAAAUUAGGAGAAGCUACUGAUACAAAAGAAGUAAAAAAAGAGAGAGUCAUCACCCUUAGACCACUAAAUAUGGAAGACUUUAAGCUUGCAAAGAAUCAGGUUGCCGCUAGCUUUGCUGCAGAAGGAGCUUCAAUGAACGAGUUGCAGCAGUGGAAUGAAUUGUAUGGGGAAGGAGGUUCAAGGAAAAAACAGCAGUUGACCUACUUCUUAUGAGAUGAAACUAGAACCCACAACCAAGGAAAGCUCGUCUCUUCACUCGCAGAAACGAAGAACACCGAUGGAUUGCUAAAGCUUCUUCUUUGCCCUCAAGGUUCUCUUCUCGGCCCCCAACUAAAUUGAACAGAUGAACAGAGAUAGGUUGAGCAAAUGCGAAAAAGAAAAUGAUGGGAAAAACUUUCAACUUUCUGGUUAACCUGACCUUCAUGUAAUGUCGUAUUACCUACCUAUAUUUGGUGUGUUUAUAAUGCUUCAGAUUAACAGACCCUGGGAAUAAGAGCGCAACUUGACACUUGACUGUGCUGUUUUCGGCCAUGCUGCCUGAUGAAAAUGAAACAGUAGUCAUGUUGAUGGAAUUUUCAUCUCA